UUAAAUGAAAGGAGGCACAUAAAAAACACCUGCAGAGAGAGAGUAAAGACUCCACCCAAGAUUUAUACGCUUUUACUUUUUUAUUAUCUUUUUUUUUUUUUACUUUUUUGUGGUCUCAACCGUUUUGUAACUAUAUAUUCUACCAGCCAUAUUUGUUUUUUGUCACCAAGAUGUUGUUUUUUAUGUGAAAGUUAUUCGGAAAUAUAUAAACACAAACACCAGCCGAAGUUCUGUGACGUAAACAUCGGAAUAAACAUCUAAAUUACAACACAAUUGUUUGUUUGGAGCAGAAAUGCUUACGGCAUGUUGUUCACCGGACGUUUAUCUUUCCUAUUAAACCUGGAUUAGCAGCUGUGGAUGUGUUUGUGACUCGUUAUUACAAUAUUUAUUGUGUUACUUCUUUGCAGACAGAAGAAGAUUCACCAAGUUAGUGAGGUUCUGUUUUAAGUGAUCAGAGAUGUCUCAAAAUGUUGAGAAUGUGAACUACACUGAGGAUCGAGGGGAGCGCAUCAAGAGGGUGGAAGAAAUCUACGAGAGUGCAGAUGCAGUUAGAGAUCAUAAUCCCGAAACUAAGAAGAAGGAUAACAGCAUGAAAACCCCACACACAGGGACACACAAGUUCUUGGACACCCCAGACAUAAUCACAGGACAGACAUGUAAUCUACAGAUGAAGGACACAAAGAGGAAUCAAAUUGUCAGCGAUCCACCUGCCACGCCCCCUUUGGUGGCUCUCUAUGCCUCCUCUCUCCCUAGAGCUCCAGGAGAAGUGCAGAAAGGAAGCAGAUUUUACUCAGUGUCUGUAGUGUGUUUGGUGCUCCUGUGUGUUUUCCUGCUGGUUUCCACCACAGUGCUGUGGAUUAAAUUCAACAUUUUGAAUACAGCAAACAACAACCUGACUGUACAGAGAAACCAGUUACAGACCAGGUGCAAAAACCUGACUACAGAUGAAGACCAGCUAGAGACCAGAUACAACAACCUGAUUGUAGAGAGAGACCAGUUACAGAUCAAUUACAACAACCUGGCUGUACAGAGAGACCAGUUACAGAUCAGUUACAACAAGCUAGCUGUACAGAGAGAGAGGUUAGAGACCAAAUACAACAACCUCACGAUAGAAAAAGACCAGUUAAAGACCAGUUACAACAAUCUGACUGUACAGAGAGACCAGUUACAGACCAGUUACAACACCCUGACUACAGAAAACAAUCAGCUACAGACAAAAUACAAUAAUCUAAAUGUGGAGAGAAACCAGCUGCAAACCAAUAACAGCAAUCUGAUAAACCAAAGGGACCAGUUACAGAAAGAGAGAGACAGACUCCAGAGAAUGUUGACAGAUAUGGAAACAUAUACCAGUCUGGAAUGGAAAUAUUCCAACUGGAGUUUUUACUCCAUCUCUACUGAAAAAAAAGAUUGGAUUAGAAGCAGAAAGGACUGCAUUAACAGAGGAGCAGACCUGGUGAUCAUAAACAGCCCAGAGGAAGAGGAGUUCAUCAUUAAUCAGCUCAACAACAAGGAGGCUUGGAUUGGUCUGAGUGACAUUGAGACACUGCAGGUUUGGAAAUGGGUGGACGGUUCACCACUGACCACUGCGUUCUGGUAUGAAGGGAAACCAGAUAAUAUUAACAAUGAGCGCUGUGUUAAGAUUGAGACUGAUCUACGUGGUAAAAAAUGGAAUAAUGUUCCGUGUUCUUCUACAUUAUCCUGGAUCUGUGAGAAAAAUGUGUUUCUGUAAAGUUAAUUCAGUAUGUGUAAAAUACUGUAUGUAUUGUGAUAAAUUAGCAUUCAGAGCAUCAUGUAGCAAUUCUAAUUAAACCUUUCUAAACCACAUUUACAUUGACAAUCCUGCCAUUUCUUUUAAUGACCAUUCAACAAAAUGUGAAAGAAAAUGUUGUAUGGUCAGCAGGUCAACUCAUCUUAUCUCAUUUGCCCAUAAUGUGUGGGGCAAUGCCAUUAUCUUAUCUUCUUUAAAUUCUGAUAUUGUAUGUUGAACAUUUAUUUUGCUUCAAUUUUAACUACAAGCUGCUAAUGGCUUUGCUUUAAAAAAUUUCUGUGAAUGAAUAAACUAUUGACAAAUAGUUUUUGUUAAUGAAAUAUGU
This is a messenger RNA of Silurus meridionalis, 2093 nucleotides long. Its product is annotated as C-type lectin domain family 4 member M-like. Gene Ontology annotation, cellular component: external side of plasma membrane. The record is from RefSeq and is a predicted model, not a curated record. Bases 458 to 1729 code for a protein of 423 amino acids. Lineage: Eukaryota; Metazoa; Chordata; Actinopteri; Siluriformes; Siluridae. Gene Ontology annotation, biological process: biological process involved in interspecies interaction between organisms. Gene Ontology annotation, molecular function: D-mannose binding; fucose binding. The transcript is spliced from 7 exons.